AAAAAUCUAACAAAUUGCUAGUAUAUGUUUUAUUUAUAAUUAAUAGAUCAUGGUGAGGACACUGAGCGAGAAUGGUUUGCAAUUCCUAAAAGACGCCGAGGGUUUUAUUGAUCAUUAUUACGAAGAUCAAAUUGAUCAAGAGACAAUUGGCUACGGACACUGUGCAACGUGGCGUGGUCGUAUCCGUUUUGAGCCGCCCAUCACUCACCAGCAGGGUGAAAUUAUAUUGAAAGAGGACCUGGUUGUUUUUGAACAGUGUGUCAACCGGGUAGCGCCCAAUUUGAACCAAUUUCAGUUUGAUGCCUGCGUAAACUUUGCGUUUAACAUGAGUUGCAGGACAUUCAGUAACUCAGAUAUACUGCGGCACAUAAGACAUGGUAAUAUGAGGGCAGCGGUCGACGCUUUCCCGCAAUACAACUCAAUGGACGGCCAAUACAUGGAAGGGCUGGCCGUCCGGCGUAUGGGCGAGAAAGCCAUGUUUGUCCGGCGCUGA
Molecule: messenger RNA, 493 nt
Organism: Medioppia subpectinata
Lineage: Eukaryota; Metazoa; Arthropoda; Arachnida; Sarcoptiformes; Oppiidae
Source: the annotation of a GenBank genome assembly